Molecule: messenger RNA, 2367 nt
Organism: Tremella mesenterica DSM 1558
Lineage: Eukaryota; Fungi; Basidiomycota; Tremellomycetes; Tremellales; Tremellaceae
Exons: 8
Coding region: 1-2367 (788 amino acids)
Source: RefSeq, a predicted model, not a curated record
AUGAACAUCACUGUUGAUGAUGCUUCUCCUCUGAUCACUUAUAGCCCAGGGUGGUAUAACGACCAUUCAAACCAUAGCGCCUAUCCGGAUCCGUCAACGCCUCAUUACUAUCAACAGACCUUCCAUAAUGCAUUCGUCAACAAUGCGCAUGCUAGUUUUUCUUUCAACGGUUCUGCUGUAUACAUCUACGGAGCGAAGACCCCAAAUCAUGGUUUAUAUUCAGUUCAAAUAGAUCAAGGAAGUCCUACCAACUAUCAAGGUUAUCAAUCUAGUUCUACUUUUCAAGCUUUGUUAUUCUCCACCACGGGUCUCUCAACCGAUGAAACCCAUACUAUUGUUGGUGGAUCUCAAAUACCAACUUUAACCUGUCUUUCGGAUUUGACAAAUAGUGAAAGUAAUUUACCAGGAGGUAGUACCACUUGGUGGUUGGAUAUUGAUUAUAUUGUAUUUACAGCCCCUUCCCCUGGAAAUGUACAUACGACCAUUUUUGACGAUGCUAGUUCAUUCAUGACUUGGUAUAAUGUAUGGCAAGCUUGGUCAGAAUAUCCUUAUCCUUAUUAUCUCAACACGACUCAUGUGACGGCUGUUGAAGCUUCUAUGGAUUUCAAUUUCUAUGGUCAUUCCGUCGAAAUACGUUCCGCUCUCAAUUACGAUCACGGUAAUUAUAAAGUUUCAAUAGAUGAUGGUCCUCCUACCAUUCUUUCAGCUUAUAGAUCUUCACUCUUGACACAAGUCACAUUAUUCAUAGCUACAAACCUCCCCGAUACUCAACAUAAAUUAACAAUCACAAACACACCUACAAAUUCAACUUUACAUUUUUUCGAUAUGGAUUACGCUAUAGUAAACACUUCUUCACUUUCUUCUUCUUCUUCUUCUUCCUCCUCCUCUUCUUCUCAACCUUCUUCCGUUUCUUCAACAUUAGGAGCAUCUAUGACUCCUUAUGCAUCUGCGAUAAUAGCUGGUGAAGUAUCAGGAUCUUCAACAAUCGAUAUUUUACCUUCUGGAACUGAAACAAUGUCAAUCAUAUCUGGUCAAACGGAUAGUCCUAAUUUACCUCAAGGAACAUUACCUCCAAGUGCAGCUUUAACAGCUCAUGUGGAAGAUCAAUCAGAAGGGUUUUUACAUACUGCAGCUGGUAAAAGUGCUGUUAUAGGUACUAUUUUAGGUGUUGUGAUAGUUUUGGUUUUGGCAGGUAUGUUAUUAUGGAAACGACAUAAAUCUCCUAGGACUAGAUCAAGUUCAACAAGAUAUUCAGAGUCCACUACGGAUUUAGUACCACCUUCAAACUUGGAAUACGAAAAAAGAAAUGAAAGAAAGUCAGGGUCAAGUUUCGGUUUGAAUCCAUCUUGGUUCAACAUCAAUCCUGUUCGAAAGAAGAAUAGAAAAAGUCAUUCAGGACAUUCUAAUCUUUCUUCAACACAAACUAUCACUUCCACCGAUAAAUCUUUUAGACCAUUUGGAUCAUUCACCCCUCAGAACAAACGGAAAUCUCAAGGAUCAGGAGAAUUACCUACAACUCCAGAAACUGCUCAUUUGAUAAAUUCAUCAAAUUUGAACUCCACACGAACCUUGAAGUCACCACCACGACCAUCUGCCGCUUUACUCGAUUAUCAAUUCCGGUCAGAUAUCAAACGAACAAGUACCAAUACAAAUAACCUCAUUUCCGCCGAAAGACAAGAGGAAGGAGAUUCAAUGGUUUCAAACACAUUGGCCAAUUUAUUAGGUCUGAAUUUAUCUUCUCGAUCAAGCGUGGAAGGAAGAAAUAGGGAUAAUGAAAGAUCAACACCAAUAUCAACGAUCGAAACUACUUCAACACAUUUAGCAUAUGAUGAACCAUUAGCUUCUUCAGUAUUCCCUUAUCCGCGCAGUAUGAUCUUUCCUUCUGUCUCUACUUCUUCCGAACCUAUCUCAUCUUCAAACGGGAUACAAACAGUGUCAAGACAAUCUAUCAUAUCUGGUCCUAUUACACACCUCGCUCCCCCAACUUUUUCGUCUACUUCAGAGGAUCACCUCAAUAAUCCAAUUGCCAAACUUUUCGAAGCGGAUGGAAAUCAAGUGACACGUGAUGGGAAAGAUACUUAUCAUGACCGACUGGAAACCUCCAAUUUUGACAAUGUAGGAUUACAAGGAGAACCAGGGUAUCUGUCAACAGAAACAGAAGGAAGGAACUUGAGAACUAGUACAGGUCAAGUUACAUUAGCACCUAGUGAUAGUGCCAGUAGAAGAUCCGCUCGUUCUACUUGGAGAGCAACAUCGACAACUUUGAUGAGGGUUUUAAUACCUGCUCGAUCUAUCAGAGGAGGGAGGUAUCCCGUUUCAGUCAGGGAGACCGAAUGGGGGAUGCCGGAUGAAGAAAGGGAUAUUUAA